AUGGAUUUCGAAACGGCCACUCUUCGGAGUUUUCAUGAACUAGACAAUUUGUACGUAAACUUAUUGUCCGAUGUUAAGAGCGGUGGACCAAUAUGGGAUGAUGUCAUCAAUAAAGGAUCGAAAUUAUUCGCAGCACUUAGAGCUACUGUCCAUGCGUCGAACGCCUUUUUUGAUGCCAUCCAGAGACUUGCUGAUUUAGCUUCAAAAACACCCGGGGGUAGUAAGGAGAUGGGUGCUCAUUUUACACGACUUUGCAUGCGACAGAAACGUCUUGGAUCACAAGUUAAAACGAUGGGAAAUCAAUUGAUUACAUGCAUGGUCAAUCCAAUGACGAGCCAUGUGGAUGAAUGGAAAAAAACCAUUGCCCAAAUUGAAAAGGAGCAUAACCGGGAGACCAAGCGCGCACGGGGGGAAUUAAAGCGUGCUCUUGCUGAAACAAAUCGUUUAAGGCGGAAACUAUCUAAACAUGGAAAUGGUGGAACUUUACAUUGCCGUCAACACAGUGGAAGCAGUUCAAUUGGUCAGGGGGUUGGGUUGGGAGAACCGCCAAAGUCUAAUCAUAUGUCGUCUUCCACCACCGGAGUGGGUAAUAGUUCUCUGGCAGUCAAGGCACAAUCAGCAAUGCACGUUUUGGAUGAAAAAGUUCGAAACAUUGAAGAUAUAGAGCGGGCUUUUAUUAAGCGGUUAAUGAUUGAAGAGCGUGGACGCUAUUGCUUCUUUUUCAAUUGCCUAAGCCCCGUUUUGGUAAGCGUUCGUACUCUUGUCUAG
Messenger RNA from Rodentolepis nana, 768 nucleotides. Lineage: Eukaryota; Metazoa; Platyhelminthes; Cestoda; Cyclophyllidea; Hymenolepididae. The record is from the annotation of a GenBank genome assembly.